Messenger RNA from Caretta caretta (loggerhead turtle), 1700 nucleotides. RefSeq names its product ESX homeobox 1 (gene ESX1). Gene Ontology annotation, molecular function: DNA-binding transcription factor activity, RNA polymerase II-specific; RNA polymerase II transcription regulatory region sequence-specific DNA binding. Gene Ontology annotation, biological process: regulation of transcription by RNA polymerase II. Lineage: Eukaryota; Metazoa; Chordata; Testudines; Cheloniidae. The record is from RefSeq and is a predicted model, not a curated record.
AGCGCGCUAAUGAAAUGCUAAUACCCGGGCGCCGAGCCGGUCGCUGCCGGCACCAAUAAAACCCGGCGCGGAGCCGGGGCUCUGCCCGGUGCCAGUCCGCAGCCAUGCAGAGCGCAGCCCCCGCGCCGGCCGCCCCCGCCCUGCACCUGCUCACCUCCUACUUCAUCGACAGCAUCCUGGGCCGGAGCCCCGCCGCCAGGCGGCAAGGCGGGGACCCCACGGAGCCGCCCGAGCCCCGCCCCGCGCCGCUGGCGGCAGAGAAGCGCCCGGUCCCCGGCGCCUGGGCGGCGGAGGACGCGGCGGAGGAGGACCCGGCGAGGGGCAGCGGCGGCCCGGGGGAGCCGGCGGCCGGUCUCUCCGGCUCUGCCCCCGCAGCCGCGGCCGAGGCGCCGGGGCCGCUGAAGCGGAAGCAGCGGCGCUAUCGCACCACGUUCAGCAACUUGCAGCUGGAGCAGCUGGAGCGGGCGUUCCGCAAGUGCCACUACCCCGACGUGUUCACCAGAGAGGAGCUAGCACUGCGUCUGGAUUUAACAGAAGCCAGAGUUCAGGUCUGGUUUCAAAACAGAAGGGCAAAAUGGAGGAAACGUGAAAAAACUGAAAUGUUAGGGAACGUUCCAGGACUCUCCUUAACGCAUCCAUUGGGUCUGUUCUUGGACAUUCCAUUGAGUCAGUCUCCUCUUCUGGACCAUGCAUGGAGAUCAAUGCCACUUUCAACAAUAGCUAUGCCAUCUGUAACUCCAGCAUUCAGCCCUGCAAGCUUAGGGCCGUUUGGUCUCAGCAGUCUUGCCUGGACAUCUCUCUUCAGAAAUCCAGUUUUAAGUCCCCAUUUUGGAAGAUUUCUCAAUGCUUUAAAUCCUCUCAUGACAACAGCUUCAGUCUUAAUGAAAGCGCCAGGACCCCCAUCAGACCCUGCUCUCACUGCCUUCACUGAUCCGGCAGCAGUUGAAAGGAAAACGUCGAGCAUUGCAGCACUAAGGCUCAAAGCGAAAGAACAUUCAGCACAAAUCCCUCAAUUAAACCUCCUAUCCAGUCUUACAAACACUAACAAAGAACUUUGUUAGGAACUUUCCCGCAGACUGCAGUAGCAUAGGAGAAAGCAAAUGCCUUCUCCCAUAAGUGGAUCCAGUUAUACAGAGGCAUAUAAAAAAAAACCCCACCCAUCCGUAGGUCUUCCAUCUGCAAGAUGGACUGAUGGAAAUUUUAAUCCUGCUAAAAAUAGCUUUCCUUUAUUGUAACACAAAAUUGUGCGGUCAUGUAGCAAAUUGAUAAAUGACUACCUAUGGUGAAUUUUUGACAUUACAAAAGAUAUACAUCAGGAAUUGACUCUUCUACAUAAAUAAAACUAAUGUAAAGAACGAGUUUCCUGUGAAACCCCAUGAUGUACUGGACAUUAGCACAACGGUUGAAAAUCCUGUGUAGAAAUAACUCUGGAGUUUUAUAAACAAUCCUUAAAUCAUGUCUCAGGAGGAACUGUGUAACUACAAUUGUUUAGACUAGUUAAGAAUCAAUAUAUGGUAUGUUCUUAAUUUAAAGAUCAUGCUUCACGUUGAAGUACAAAUGCCAGUGAAAUUUCACAAAGUAAACAGAAUGAUCAGGAAUGAGGUGUGAAAUAUUUUGAAUUUUGGGCUUUGAUUCAAAACUAGGUUUGUACAAAAUGUAUCUUGUUUCAAACUAAAAUAAACAAAAAUAGUUUGCCUAUA